Molecule: messenger RNA, 783 nt
Organism: Ostertagia ostertagi
Lineage: Eukaryota; Metazoa; Nematoda; Chromadorea; Rhabditida; Trichostrongylidae
Source: the annotation of a GenBank genome assembly
AUGGACGAUUUCAAUGCAUAUCGGGCAAUGUGCGCCAAUCGUUUACGGCGUCUUGAGCGCUACAAGAAAGCCCGAAGCUUUUGCAACAUUGACGACGAGAAUCAGAGCUCGGCCUCCGAGAUUCCCAUUUCCGCUCCACCGUAUUGCGCAGAAGACGCGACGUCUUCUGAACGGUUUUUCAACGCCAGUUCUCAUGGGGGAACGGCGGCUGCCUUCGACGUGAUUCGGGAGAAAAUGCUCUCACUGAUGGAAAACGACAUGUCCCUUCUGCAGCAGCUGCUCACGUUAGGCGAUCAGAUUACUGAAAUGAAAAAGCUGAAGGAACAGAGCAUGAGGAAGACGCAAAGUCACACCAGUUUGGACGACGAGGAUGACUCAGAGGAUCAAUUCGAUGACGAAUUCUCGGCGUCGAUGUCAGCUGUGACAACUUUGCGAGUGGGCGAAAGCGAGCCACAGUACUUCUCACGGCAGAACAGCGUCCUGAGAAUUCCCAUCCCUCCACGAAGUAGCAAUCGAUUUGGACACAGGAAAAUUCCACGACGUCCAUCUGAAAUGAUGAGAACGGGGCCGUCGUCGUUCGCACACUACACCGCGUCAGCCACAAUGCAUUCUGAUGACGUGGUCGAGGCCGUGGUCGCCUCUGCCAAGGCGGUCGAGUGCUGUCCAAUCGACCCGGCCUACAUGACCACAAAGAAUCGCUCGUCGAAUUCGUCAAUUGACUCCGGGAUUAGAGAGUCGUCUUCAGAAUCUCCGUCACCCACCUUUGGUAAAGAAGUUGUGUGA